This is a messenger RNA of Heterobilharzia americana, 4054 nucleotides long. The record is from the annotation of a GenBank genome assembly. Lineage: Eukaryota; Metazoa; Platyhelminthes; Trematoda; Strigeidida; Schistosomatidae.
AUAUAAGGCGCAGAUUUCAAGUCGGGCGGUUCUGCUCAUGACGACUCUUGCCCCAAACAGCGUGUACCAAACUUUGUUUACUGGACAAAAUCAAGGUGGUGACGUCCUCAUGAACUUGGACAUCUCUAAUGCUCACGAAAAUCAAGGAACAGACUCAUACGUCCAACAAGUUUGUUCCGUUGUUAUCAGUCAGGAAAAUCCAAUUACAUCGGAAGUACCUAAUGAACUGAAGGGAUCGGAAUCUAUUUCUGGUGGUCAUUUUGAAUGUAAUUAUUGUCACAAGAACUGCUUUUCGGAAUCCAACCUUCAACUUCAUUUGGAUGUCGCUCAUCGAGGUUUACGUCGUUUUCAGUGUAACUUUUGCGGCAAAACUUAUACUAAAGGUUUCCUUCUGAAAGCUCAUGUGAAAAGUGUUCAUGAAAAUAUUCGUGAUGUGACAUGCACCAUUUGUCAGAAGGCUUUCUCUAAACGAUCCGUUAUGCGCAGACAUAUGAAAUCAGUUCAUGCAGAAAAAAAAGAUUUCCAUUGCAACCUAUGUCAAAAACAGUUUACGGAGAAGAAAAAUCUUCAAAUGCAUAUAAAUGCAUUACAUAAAGGUCUUCGACCGCAUCAGUGUGAUGAUUGCCUAAAAGAAUUCGCUCGGAAGUGUGACCUAUUAAGACACUCGAAUUCAGUGCAUCGAGAUUCAAAACCUUACAUGUGUCCGCUAUGUAACAAAGGAUUUCCACAAAAAUGGUACUUUGAGCGUCAUGUGGCUUCUGUGCAUAAAAAAACUCCAUUUCCAAUAUCCUUUAUGGUCCCACGUCAACAGACACAACAACAAACUCAACAGCAACAUCAAACAUUACAAACACAACAAGAGCAACAGGCGCUGCAAGAUAUGCUUCAACAUCAACAGGAACAACAACAACAACAGCAACAACAUCAACUAAUUCAUCAUCAGCAGCAACAACAACAACUCACAGUGCUGCAGACGCAGCCUCAUUCUCAACCAGUUAAUUUACCUAUGGGCACCAUAAUUGCAACACCUGGUUCUGUUCAAAAUGCAAUGCCUUCUGGCACACAAGUGAUGAUGGUCGCUCCUGGAGUAAAUAUGCCUAUGCCAGCAUUUUUCUUUCAACCACAACAAGCCACUCCUUUUGCAAAUACGAUUACUAUGAAUCCACACACAACAGUUCUUCCAACAAGUACUAAUUCACUAUUUCGUCCCAAUUGUGCUACAACCUCGGCCACAUUCAUCACCUCUCCAUUCGGCGUGAGUCAUAUUCCUGUGAAACCGAUCACUCUAAAUCAAACGCAGAUUGCUGUUUCUGCUUCUUCAACUGCAUCACCUUCAAGACCAUCGAAAGAAUAUCAGUGUGCAACCUGCUCAAAAGUGUAUCCUCGACGUCAAAGUCUACAAGCUCACAUAAUACAAGUACAUACAGGUAAUUCUUGAGUAUCUUGCUGAACGUCUGAUUUGCAAAAUAAAUUUCUUGUGUUUCAUCGUUACUUUUCAAGUCCUUUUGUGGUAUUCUUACUAUAAUUAUUACUAUUCAUUUAGUUCUGAAGCGGUUGUGUUUUCCUAUAUUUAAUGGUUAAUCACUUCACAGCCAUCAAGAUUAAUGGAAACUAGCUACAUCUUCCAAGGCCAUCUAACUUUAAUAAAACGUGGAUUAUUUAUUUUUAAACCAAAAAAUCCAAAGAUUUCUCCGUUUCAUUUGUUGAAAUGGGAGACUUCUCAUGCAGAUCUAAAUAGCUGCAUUUGUAUGUAACUCGUAAGUAUUCGCUCAAGUAAAAAUUAUACUCCUACACGGAUCUGCAUUUUCUGAAGUAUACUCGUCUGCAUAUUCAUUAAAGACGUGAUUAAAAGUAAUCUAUUUGAUGUAUGAUUCAUGUUUAUUCUCAUUCAGAAAUUUGCCACUCGACGUUUUAUAGGUUUUUUUUAACUGAGAAUAUGCGUAGUUAUGCUGAGAUAAAAUUUUACCUGUAUUCCUCUCAACAAUGAAAUUUUAAAAUAUAGACGUAAACUUUCUACUUAUUGAUGUGCUCAUAAUUCUCCGUUAUUAUACUGGAUCUAAUUGUUCGACCUCUAUUGGCAUAUGGGCUCCUAUGCGGAUGCCCCGAUACAGCAUGAAGGUUGAUUACGAUAAUAUGGUUGGUUGUGUCUAACAGAGAAAUCCAGGAUGUGUGUUUCGUCUCGUCAGCUGGAUGUACCUGCACUCCAGUAAGUGAUGUGCCUACUGAGACUAGUGGAUAACGCUCUGGUGUUUGAAGCGAUGGGUACGAGGUUUGAGUCUCAGUGGGAACAACUUCACUCAUUGGGGUGAAGGUAUAUCCAGCUAACGAGUUCCAAAUAAGACGAAAAACGCAUCCUGGAUUCCUCUUCUGAUCACAACCACGUGAAUUAUCAUAGGAGUAAACAGUUACAAGAGUUUAUACUUUUCAGUCUAAAGGUUUGUGGAGAUUUAUAAAGUGAUUUCAGGUUGGAGUUCAUCAUAGACUAACAUCAGUUAAAGGAACAUUGAAAACUUGAGAGUACUGGACGAAGGAAUAGAUCACUGAACGAAAUAUUUCCAGUAAAACUAAAUUCGUAAGUAUCAGGCAGACGGAUCAAAAAAUCAGGCUAUAUUGUGCAAUAAGGUACAUUCGAAUUGCCUAGGUUCCGAGGAGGGUUAGCGCAAACUUUCUGCUUCUAGCCCUAGAUAAUAUGAUUACCUGUGUCCUAAGUCGUAAGAUAUUAAUGUAUUUAUGAAAGGAAGACCUUUUAACUAUACUCUGAAAAAGGUCAUAAUUUUCAUUUUCCAUUCGGUACGUAAUCACUGAUAGUGAACACUUCUGUGUUAUUUAUGAUCUUUUUUGUUGCUACUUAGUAGUAUUUAAAAUGGUAAUGUUAACGUUAGGUUUUUUCUUUCAUUUCAGACAAAAAGCCGUAUGAGUGCAAUGUAUGUCAUAAGGGUUUCGUUCGUCGUUGGGAUUUUUAUCGUCAUGUUAAUUCUGUUCAUCAUGAUAAUGCAACAACUGCUAUUGGCAGUGAUAAAUUAGAAGAAUAUGUGGCAUGGAUGCGUGGACGUCGAUCAUCGCUAGAUAUCAGCUGGGAAUGCUUGAAUGCUGUUCGACCUGAUUUAACAAGAGUAAAGGCAGAAGGUCAUCCACAACCUGCACAGAUGACACAGAAACCAGAACAGAUGAAUCAUUACCUUAUAGGAUCAGAAGUUACAACUGUUGAUACUUCAGAUAUAAAUAAUUUAUGAUAAAUUGCCAACAAUUUUUACUUGUAUAUAGUUAUGUAAAUGUAUUUUCUCUUUUCUGCUUGUUACUUUCUCAAUAACACUGAUAACACCCUGAUUAAUUUUUCCUCCCCUCAACAGUUCUGUGUUUACUUUCUCUUUUAGGUGCAAUAGCCCUCCUGUGAUCAUGUACUGUUCUAUAAUACUAAUAAUAUUCACCAGGUGUUAAUGUACUCCUCUUAUCUUCAUACUUUUCAAAGAUCCCACUUUUCUAAACUGUCCGAUAUUCUUUAUUGUCAUGCAAAAAAAUCUUUUCAGUCUUAUUAGGAAUUCGAAAAUUUAGUAGCAGCAGUAAAAAGACUACUAUUUUUGAAACAUUGAGUUUUUUUUUCUUCUUUAGUGUUUUCUGUUUUGCUAUGGGCAUUCUUUGCAUCAGUCAUGUAGUUAUUAAUGUCAUUACUAUUUCAGUUUUCUUAUCAUAUUCAUCUUUACGAGUCGGAUCUCUUUUAUAAAACGUCUCGUAUUGUGACUAUACUACUUCUAAAUAACUUUAUAUCAUACAACCUAUGAUUGAAUUGAAUUUCAUUCAGUUUUUUUCAUAUUUGACAUUAUGUUUACUAUUGAAUUUCAGUAUACUACAGCAUUACUAUAUCAUGUCUGAAAAGAAUUCGUACAAAUUCAUGUGUUCAACUUUGUAUAGAUAUUCAUAUUCACAUUUUGACUAAUAUUAUCUUCUGCAUAUCAUUCUAAAACAAACUAAGCAUUCACUUACGUUUAUUGAAAGCAUUCGGUUUAUUACAAAUAGUGUGUCAUCUCCAAAACUUGAUCCCACUAGCCAUCUUACU